AUGACUUUAAUUGACUUUUAUGACUCCCUCUCCAAUCUUCAGCCUUCCAUCGUUUCCGAGUUUUUAAUUAAAAUGCCUUGUCUUGGCUCGUCUUUUCAUUACAGAGACACAUCAGUCUUUGAUGUGUACAUGGGAAUUGCCAUACAUGUCUUUCUGAAUGGCUUAAUGGAAUUAUUCUCCCUGCGCUGGGUGUUUACUCUAGAACCUCUUAGUGCUCUAUUUCAUGACUCAGCCAUUCGAGAUCUAGCACUUCAAGACUUCUUUGGAAUGGCUGCAGGGCCUGUGACUAGACAGGCCUUGGGCUUACUGGUGCGAAAGGUGGGUGGUUUGGCUUUACUUAAGGAAAGAGGUGGUAAUGGGUUAGAGCUGCUGCUCUGGGACUGUGAAAUCAAAGGGGAAAUAGUGGGAUUGCAGAGGGUGAAUGACACCCUUUUUCUCUCCAAUGAGCUGGAUGGCAUUCUGGCUUUGGCAGAGGCCCUCCACUUUGACUUUGGCUCUCUUAUGACCAUGGCAUUCUUCCCUAGUCAUGUGUGA
Laccaria bicolor S238N-H82 is the source of this 534-nucleotide messenger RNA. RefSeq lists its product as uncharacterized. The record is from RefSeq and is a predicted model, not a curated record. Lineage: Eukaryota; Fungi; Basidiomycota; Agaricomycetes; Agaricales; Hydnangiaceae. The transcript is spliced from 8 exons. The coding region runs from base 1 to 534 and encodes 177 amino acids.